This is a messenger RNA of Topomyia yanbarensis, 2457 nucleotides long. Its product is annotated as venom dipeptidyl peptidase 4. Gene Ontology annotation, molecular function: serine-type peptidase activity; dipeptidyl-peptidase activity. The transcript is spliced from 8 exons. Lineage: Eukaryota; Metazoa; Arthropoda; Insecta; Diptera; Culicidae. Gene Ontology annotation, biological process: proteolysis. The record is from RefSeq and is a predicted model, not a curated record. Bases 160 to 2421 code for a protein of 753 amino acids.
AUAUCUCUCGUUCGUACCUGCUUUGAGAUAACACAAACAGCCUAUGGUCGGUCAAUUUGGGUACUCAAUCAAUAGUAUACGAAAGUAUCAUUAUUAGUCUAUUAUCCGCUGUGAACCCAAUUGCAGAGAGGUCACAAAUCACGAGCUCGUGUCUGUUUGAUGGUUUUGAAGAAAAUGAUGAUCGAAUUGCUCAUCCUCGGAAUUGUUUUGAUCUCUGCAGGAGCAGCUCCAACAGAUUCUAAACAAGGAGAAUUGAAGGAUUUUCCGUUAGAUGAGAUUAUUCCGAAUAGAUUUUCGCAGAAAGAGUUUGGCGCUAGUUGGAUAACAGGUAACGAGUUGUUAUAUCGGAAUGAUGAUAAUAAUUACGUCAGAUUCAACGUGGAAGACAAAACAGAAAGUGUUCUAUUGGAAUCCAAAGAUUUGGCUAUCUGGCCUGGUGCAUCUGUUCAAUUUAUAAAGCCUGAUUUUAAAAAGGUGUUAAUUCGCUACGCUAUUAGAACAGUUUUCCGUCAUUCGACACUCUCGAAAUAUACUGUACUAGACACUGUGACUGGAAUUGCAUAUGAAGUCGCCAAUGGGGAAGAAGUGUCCAUUUGUGUUCUCUCUCCAACUGGCCAAACAUUGGUCUACGUGAAGGACAACAACGCCUACUAUAGGCCGGAUCUGCUAAGCAAUAUUGAAAUCUCUUUAACCCAGGAUGGUAUCCCUGGAAUCAUCUAUAAUGGCGUCCCCGAUUGGGUUUACGAGGAGGAAGUUUUCGGAACGGACGCAACUUUAUGGUUCUCGAACGAUGGAACUCACAUUUCCAUGGCCAGUUUUGAUGACACUGCGGUGAAGGAGUUCACGUAUCACAUAUAUGGAGACCCAGAAGACCCUGAACAUCAGUAUCCCGAAGAAUACACGAUUAGGUACCCCAAAGUCAACAAUACCAACCCAAAAGUGUAUCUAAGGGUAAUGGAUUUAACAGCUAAUCCACGUGUUUGGACGCAAGUACUCGCACCAACUGAUAUUGUCGGAAAUGAUCACAUUCUAGGAACCGUCAACUGGAUUGGUCAAGAUUUAGGAAUAAUUUGGACCAAUCGAAGACAAAACGUGGCAACUUAUCAGCGUUGUAAUGUGCAGUCCUCACAAUGUUCGGAGCUUGCCAGGAUAGAUGAACCAACGGGAUGGUACGAUCUGUAUACUCCAAAGUGUACUACAUCUGGCGAUCGAUGUUUUUUCCUGGGUAACAACAAUGGUUGGCGACGGGUUUGGGAGCUUGCCGCUGGCUCGGUAAUUUACAAAACACCCGAACAAUUCACUGUGACGGCAAUCAAUGGGUUCGACGAAGCGAAGAACAACCUUUACUACACAGCAGUUGCAUUUGAUGCACCCCACCACCGACAGGUUUAUCGAGAUGGAGAUUGUAUAACGUGUUCGCUGCUAAAGGAUGAACUUCAGGAUGACACUCCAUGCAAUUACGCCAGCAUUACUCUAAGUCCUGAUUUCACAUAUUUUGCUGCAACUUGUUCUGGGCCUACACCUUCGUAUACACAGAUUUUUCGAACGGAAGGAUUGCAACCAAUAAUGGAUUGGCAGGUGAAUAAGGAUCUUAGAGAAAAGCUGAGUGGUUACAAAAUGACCAAGAUCCGGUACCUUAAGGUACCAGUGGGAAACAGCGGAUACAAAGCAUCUGUCCGCUUGUAUCUUCCUCCGGAGAUUGAUUUUGAAAAUCUUCAAAAUAACAAAAAGCAGUAUUCGAUGAUUGUUCAGGUAUAUGGAGGACCCAAUUCAGUACGAGUUAUCGACAGUUUUGGCAUUGGAUUCGGCGAUUAUUUGACUACAACGAAGAAAACUAUCUAUUGUCAAAUUGAUGGCCGUGGAACUGGUAAUCAGGGUUACAACUUUCUAUUCACUAUCAACGAUCGUUUGGGGACAUUUGAAAUCGAGGAUCAAAUUAAGGUGACGCAGUAUCUUCAAAAUAAUUAUAAUUUUAUUGAUCGGAAUCGUACUGGUAUUUGGGGUUGGAGUUACGGAGGAUAUGUUACUUCGAUGACACUAGAAAAGGAUACCGAACAGACGUUCAAAUGUGGAAUAUCUGUUGCUCCGGUCACAUCGUGGAUGUUCUACGAUUCCAUCUAUACGGAACGAUACAUGGGACUUCCAACGGCGGAAGACAACCAAGUUGGAUAUGAUAGAGGAGACGUCAGUCGAUAUGUGAACGGAAUAAAGAAUCAUCUGUUUUUGUUGAUCCAUGGAAAUGCCGAUGAUAAUGUGCACUACCAAAACUCGAUGGUAUUUGUACGUGCAUUGGUGGACGAAAAUAUUGAAUUCGAACAAAUGAGUUAUCCUGAUGAGGCCCAUGGACUUACUGGUGUACAACAACAUCUUUAUCAUACUAUGGAUCAUUUUUGGGAUCAGUGCUUUGAGAAAAAUGAUUGAAUAAAAUAAACGAAUUGAGCUGAGUACUGCAUGAAA